AUGCGAGUGAACAUAAUGAAAGGAGUUGCCAAAUGCUUGGUUUAUCUGCACGAGUAUAGUCCUAAAAAGUAUGUUCGCGGAGAUCUGGAGCCUUCUAAUAUACUGAUUGGACAUGAUAUAGAGCCCAAACUCUCUGAUUUUGGACUUGGGCUUGUCGCAAAUAUAGCUGGUGGAUCCCCAACCCUGCAAUCCAGUGGUAUGGUCUCCGAGAAACCACAACACAGACAACAAGGCAGUACACUUACAGAUUUGUUUUACAGAGAACCAAUAUACCAAAAGGAAUACUUGUUUUAUGAUGUGUACCAUUUUAGUGAUGACCGGUGA
This is a messenger RNA of Fraxinus pennsylvanica, 324 nucleotides long. The record is from the annotation of a GenBank genome assembly. NCBI's taxonomy places the organism in Eukaryota, Viridiplantae, Streptophyta, Magnoliopsida, Lamiales, Oleaceae.